CAAUCAAUUUAUUCGCUCGAACCAGCUCUGAGAUCACUGCUCGACGUCGGCGCUUCAGAGAAGAAAGGAGGAUCGGAAAAGGAACAUGGCCCAAAAUAUUGAAGUUGAUGGGAGCGGACCAGUUCCAAAAAUUGAUUUUGCCGUCAGGGAGGCAUUUCAAAAAGAGGAUUGCCUGACAUUAAUGAGUAUCUUACGACCAAAUUGGCCUCAGAAUAAUAUUCAAUUUAAGAUAUUUACAUCUGGAAUUACAAACAAAUUAAUAGGAUGUUACCUACCAGAAGACAAGAAAACGAUGGUUCUGGUUCGUAUUUACGGCCACAAGUCAGAAGUCGUGAUUGACAGAGAGAGAGAAAUCAAGACUUUCCAGAUACUGUUUGCUGCCAACUGUGGCCCUGAACUUUACGCCAUUUUGAAAAAUGGUCUUUGUUACGGUUAUAUCCCUGGUGUCACGCUAUCUGUAAAAACUGUUCGGGAUGAACAUAUUUCAAAACUUAUUGCAAGGGAGAUGGUGCGUAUGCAUUGUAUUCAGCUGUCGGGUGCUCUCCCUGAACCAAGUCUAUUCAGAGUGCUUCGCAAAUGGCUUAAUACUCUUCCAGAAAAGUUUGAAGACCCUAAGAAGAAUGAGAAAUAUAAGAAGAUGAUUCCAAGCGCUGAUCAGCUCACAGAAGAGAUAAAUUUGUUAGAAGCCACAUUGACCAAACGCGAAAAUAAUGUUGUAUUCACUCACAAUGACCUUCUACUUGAAAAUAUUCUGUACGAUGCAGAAAAAGACAAAGUUUCAUUCAUUGAUUAUGAAUAUGCUUCCCACAACUACCAGGCCUAUGAAAUUGCUGACCAUUUCUGUGAAUAUGCAGGUAUUGAUGUAGUUGAUUACGGUCUUUACCCGGACAAGGAAUUUCAGCUGAGAUGGUUGCGAGAAUAUCUGACAUGUUGGAACAAAGCAAAGACUGUGAAUGAACCAGUCACAGAUGAACAGAUAGAAUAUUUUUAUGCAACGGUCAAUAAAUUUGCAUUGGCUUCUCAUAUGUUUUGGGGAAUAUGGGGAAUCAUUCAAUCCUACAAUUCAGUGAUCGACUUUGAUUUUCUAGAGUGAGUAUCAAUGAAUUAAUACAU
Anneissia japonica is the source of this 1113-nucleotide messenger RNA. Its product is annotated as ethanolamine kinase 1-like. Gene Ontology annotation, biological process: phosphatidylethanolamine biosynthetic process. The record is from RefSeq and is a predicted model, not a curated record. NCBI's taxonomy places the organism in Eukaryota, Metazoa, Echinodermata, Crinoidea, Comatulida, Comatulidae. Gene Ontology annotation, molecular function: ethanolamine kinase activity. The transcript has 7 exons. The coding region runs from base 86 to 1093 and encodes 335 amino acids. Gene Ontology annotation, cellular component: cytoplasm.